AUGGGAAAGAAAGGGAAGUGGCUCGGUGCUGUCAAGAAGGUCUUCAGCCCUGAAUCAAAGGAGAAGAGCGAUCAGGUUCACUAUGCUUUCUAAUCUUUUUUUAUUUUUUGUUUAAUCUGUAUUACUUCAUUUUAUCUGCAGUGAUCUCUCUCUCUGAUAUGAGUUCUCACAUUUAUCAAUUGGUUUCUGUCAGAAAACCCACAAAUCCGAGAAGAAAUGGAGUUUUGGGAAAUCAAAGCAGCCGGAGUCGGAUUCUUCCCCUUUGGAAGCAUCUGAGGCUCCUGUUGCAGAUCCUCCGCCUCCAAUUUCUCAUGAUGAAGCCAAGCAGACAGAGGGGGAGAGCAACCGUGCGCAGUCUGUUGAACUCACUACCGUAGAAGUAUCUGAGCCUGCUGAGGUAGCCACCGAGGCAUCUGCUGUGGUUGUUCCUCUCACGGGAGAUGCCAGAAGGUUCCCCGGCAGGUCAACUGAAGAGAUUGCGGCGAUCAAGAUCCAGACGGCAUUCAGAGGAUAUCUGGUACAGUUUACACCCUAGUUUAGCUUUUGGAAAAGCAUCCUUGAAUGCAUCUCAGUCCCAUUUGGGAAUCUUGCGAAUAAGCAAUAGGCUCUUGAUCACUUGCAGAAAAAAAACUCAUCCAUCUUAAAGCAUCACUCAUCACCAUUCUUCUGUGAUUCUGCUCCUAAUUUAUGAUGAUUCCAUGAAUCAGAGGCCCACUCUUGAUGAUCAUGCUCUUGACUAUAUUUGUUAACUGGGAUCUGGCCUCCCCAUGGUGCUCUGGUCAUGCCUAACCACUCAAAGAAUGAAUGUGAUGUCCAUCCUGUUCCAGAAAAUCCUUCAUCGUAAUCACCUUUCCGCAAAAGCUUACCUCUUCUCCAUCAUUUUAAGCUGAAGUUGACCUUCUCCUUCUUUCCUCAGAGCCAUUAGUAGGCUCAUCCAAUCCGGGGCAGGGAAAGAGUUGGCGCCUUAUGAGCCUAAAAAAAUGGUAGCCAACUUGAAUGUUCCUAAGCUCAACCAUGUGGCAUAAACAGUUAUAGUUGCAUUGAUUUUCCUGGCAAGCGGAGGCUAGUUCUUGACCUUCCCAUUUGGUCUGCACUUACCUUGUUCAACCCUCAGGCAAGGAGAGCAUUGCGAGCAUUGAAAGGAUUGGUCAGGUUGAAGUCACUUUUGCACAGCAAUGCUGUCAAGCGUCAAUCUGCAGCCACAUUACGCUGUAUGCAGACUCUCUCUAAAGUCCAAUCUCAGAUCCGCACCACGAGGAUCAGGAUGACAGAGGAGAACCAGGCUCUCCAGAGACAGUUGCAGCUGAAGCGUGAGAAAGAGCUUGAGGCUUUAAGGGCAUCUGUAAGUCGCCUUCUAUUCGCUUAUUAUAUUUAUGGCAUGUGGACUGUGGGCCUUCUAUUCGCUUAUAAUCUGAAGCUGCUUCCAAGCCUGUAGGAACUUUCACUAGUCGUUAGAUUUAUUUCUGUCAAGUCCUAAUAUGCCGCAACUUUGGUUUCUGAUGGGUGUAAACCAAUCCAAGCAUGAACACAGUUUCAUUAAUAGUUCGUUGAGAUCUUUUUACCACAGACCGGUGAAAUAGAUUGUGGCUAUUCUGAGAACCCUGCGUCUGACUUUUGCAACAGAUGGGAGAGGACUGGGAUGACAGUCUGCAGUCCAAAGAGCAGCUCGAAGCAAGUUUAUUGAACAAGCACGAGGCCGCCAUAAGAAGAGAAAGGGCACUGGCAUACGCGUUUUCUCGCCAGGUACAAGGGGAUGCAUUUUCUCUCUCUAAAUCUCAUAGCUGAUGUAGUUAGUUUGCUAUUUCGUCCAAGUUUACCCACCCCACCUUCAGUGGAUACAAAUGGAAAAUUUUCUUGACUUUUGUUGGGCAGUGGAAGAACUCAUCGAGGUCGGUGAACACGCUGUUUACCGACCCGAGCAAUCCACACUGGGGUUGGAGCUGGUUAGAACGCUGGAUGGCAGCCAAAUCCUGGGAGACACGGAGCACAGCGGGGAAAGAGCUCAACAACGACAACGCCUCCAUUAAAAGUGCUUCUACCCGCAUUGCCGUUGAUGGAGAAGCGAAGAAGCCUCUCCCUCACAGAGACAUCAAUCUCGACAAGCCCUCACCCACCACGGCCCAGAGACUGAACAAACCGCUCAGCCGCCAGUCCCCCUCCACUCCGCUCUCCAAGGCCUCCUCUUUUGCGGGGAAGAUCAAGCCGCCCAGCCCAGGCGGGGCCCAUGGGCCCGCAGAAGAUGACGCCAGGAGCCAGGUCAGCAUCCAUUCAGAGAGGGCUCGUCGUCACAGCAUAGCUGGGUCCUCGGUGAGGGACGAUGAGAGCCUGGGGGGCUCCCCUGCCAUCCCCAGCUACAUGGCUGCCACACAGUCAGCAAGGGCCAAGCUGCAGUCACAGAGCCCGUUGACCGAGAGGCUCGAAACUCCUGAGAAGGCGUCUCUGGGCUCGGCGAAGAAACGACUCUCGUUCUCUUCUAGGGAUAAGAAAAACUCCUCACCGGCUAUAGCAAGGCGCCACUCGGGGCCCCCGAAGGUAGACCUCAGCUCAGUGAGGGCCCCACCCCUCCCCUCCUGA
Messenger RNA from Spirodela intermedia, 2574 nucleotides. The record is from the annotation of a GenBank genome assembly. Lineage: Eukaryota; Viridiplantae; Streptophyta; Magnoliopsida; Alismatales; Araceae.